AGGCGUCGAGAAGAGAACCGUCGGCCACCAAUCCAAUCCGGUGUUGUGGCGGUCGUUUUGCUUUUUUUUCUUUCCGGGGGAAGACGUGGCGCUUCAGUACUGGUCUGAAUUGUGGCUAUUAAAACCUAACUAUUGUAUAAUUUCUGUGUCGUCUUUUGCGAACAAGAGCACGAAAGCACUGACUAUUGCACACUAGUGUCACUGUCACCUCUGCGUGUCACGAAACUAUUAGGCUGCGGCUCGCUCGUGUUGUAGUAGAACGACACUGACUGAGGAAGAAGAAACUUUUUGGCGUUUGCGACUGCUCAUGACUGCUGUUCCACAUUAGCAGGGACAAUGUCAUCCACUCCUUCCCGCCGUGACCGGAAGCGAAAACCGAAAGCAAAGCUCAGUUUCGGUUCCUCGAAUGGUAGCUCGGGCAACCUGCCAUCUAACAUGCGUGCUAACCUGCCUGAACUCUUCCAACACUUGAAGAGCCAGAACGAGGAAUUGGAGGUGACAUCGCAGCUUAAUGGGGAGGACAAUCAACUGAAGGCAUCCAGCCUUGAGGAGCUUUAUUCAAAGGAUAAUUCAAGGGCAAGACUGAGCAUUGAAGAGCUGGUUGAGAAAACUAGAUCUCUGCUAAGGGCUGAAGGCCCGUUGGAGGAGAGGGACAUUCUAAAAGGCAUUGGCCUGAAUCAAGACCAAAUAGCAUUGCUGCUCCCUACCACAUUAGGUGCACACCUGGUUGGAACACGCAAGGGAUUCCAGUGUGCCAAAGAAGAAACUCUUGAGUACUUCUAUUACUGCUCGGAUGACGACGACGACAUUGCUUGUGACAACUCUGAUAAGGGCACAAGUGUGAAGACUUCAGGCAUUACUACUACCACCACGACCACCACCAUUACGUCCACGAAUACCUUGGCCGGCGCAACAGCAACUAUUGGCACUGUGGAGCACCACAAUCUGCCAGCUGGCUGUAAGAGUUGGUGCAUGUCCUUCGAGAACAGCUCAUGCAGCAACUCUACUUACGAGUCUGCAGAGGACGAGGAGGCCUGGGCAAUGUCUAGAUCUGCCACCCCCUUGUCAGUGGUGAGUGGUAUGUCACCUCCACCUGCGGUCAGGGCAGCAGUGGUGAGGCACAACCAAGAAACGCAAACAGAACCACCUACGUUGCUGUGGAGGACUGUGGGUGUGAUGACUGCCGCUAGUUCUGCAUCAGUGCACAUCCAAACUGACCAGCCUGAUGAGGCUGCCGUCCUAAAAAUGGCCCUGAAGAAGCGUGACAUUGAUAUCUCUGAUCUGCAAGAAACCCUCCACAGGCGAUCUCACGAACAUAGGGAGGAAAUUCAGCAGCUGCACAACAGGAUUUCUAAGCUCCAAGUGCAGCUGCAGAAGGUUGCGGAGGAGAAACACGCAUCACCACCAUUACCCUCGGUUAGGAAACAGGCCCCCACUGAGGAACAUGAAAUUCAUAGCCUUCUCAUUGAACCCAAGAGGGAGACUGUGUCUCCUACAACUGAUGGGGGUCGCAAAGCUUUGGACAAGAAUGAAUUCAGAGACUUCUACGAGCUCCAGAUGAAGAUGGACCAGCAAUAUGGAGGAGGAAGCUGUUCAGACCCAGAGUCCAUAUGGUCGAGUCGUGGAGAGUCCCCGCAGAGAAGCAAGCAGAAGUCUGCCCUGGAGGAGAACAUAAUAAUGAGGCUGAAACGACAAAAACCAAAUUUUAGAGAAGCCCAUAUAAGGGAGUACCUGAACAAAUUCAGGGAGAAGCAGUGUGGCCUAACCGGAAUGACAGUCAAAGCAAUCGUGGCGGGCAUCCUCGCACUCAUGAAGAGUGACUCGCUAAGCACUGAUGCCCUGCCACACAUGAGAAAAAGAAGUGCAGCACUUCUCCUGGUUGAAAGGCACAGCCAGGAGGCACUACGCAAGUUGUCUUGCAGGAAAGGCGCUAAACUUCGUUCUGUACAGGACUGUGCUUGAGGGCAACUGCUGCAGUGAUAAAUUGUUCCCUACAGUUUGUGCUCAAGAAUUUUUGUAAUACGAAGGGUAGUCCAGUGCCAAGUUUUUACUCACAUUUGUCUAGUCUUGCAGCCCUGGGGGGUGUGAUAAUAGAUGUGAUAUGUGAGCACAGCUGAGAGGAUACAGAUGUGCAUAGAAGACUACUGGAGUCGUGCUUAUUAGUUACUUCAUGGCACAUGUUGCAAUAAACACUGCAAAUAUGGUGUGA
This is a messenger RNA of Ornithodoros turicata, 2209 nucleotides long. RefSeq lists its product as uncharacterized. The transcript has 14 exons. The record is from RefSeq and is a predicted model, not a curated record. Bases 337 to 1962 code for a protein of 541 amino acids. Lineage: Eukaryota; Metazoa; Arthropoda; Arachnida; Ixodida; Argasidae.